Molecule: messenger RNA, 753 nt
Organism: Pseudozyma hubeiensis SY62
Lineage: Eukaryota; Fungi; Basidiomycota; Ustilaginomycetes; Ustilaginales; Ustilaginaceae
Exons: 4
Coding region: 1-753 (250 amino acids)
Source: RefSeq, a predicted model, not a curated record
AUGGCCAUUCGGCUCAACUCUUUUGCGAUCGCAAAACGACAACAAUCGACGCCGGUCUGCCAACUGCAUGCGCGCAUUGGAGAAAGCACAGACGAGGUCAUGUCGGUUGUGACAGCUGCAAGACGCGAGCAGAGAAUGGUCGUUGUCUGUCAUUCUACGCGCUCUCGCUUUCGUCGGAACGUCCGGCUCCGGCGAUUGCAUGCUGCACGCACGGCCGACAUUGCAGAUAAGCAUCCUCGAGCUGAGCGUUCCCGGUUCCGAAGUGAUACCGUAUCGAAGCCGGGACAGGCAACCGAACGACUCCUCGGAAAGCUACACCGUUCUCCGCAAAAUGUCGAAAGGGGUCUCGGGUCCAGUUCUCGAUCCUCCCUGUACAAAUCUGCAUCAACACCUUCAACCAAACGCACCCUGAUACGCAUCAGGAUGCUGAGCUUUGUUCUUCUCGUCCGAUCGAAGAGGGACCAUCUCUUCUCAACGAGCUUUUCGUGUCGCGGAACGUCAAACUCUAGGCUCAAGACGCCAUCUGGAUCGGUGACACCGGCGGGCGGCAUAAAACAAGACAAGAUGUUAGACCGCACGAAAGCCAUACCCAAAAGAAAUGCCCACUCGCACGUGAUAUGCGCUCGCCAGCAAUUGUCUCAGCUGUGCAGUGAGAGUGGCACAAACGAGAGUCGAGGCGUGUUCUUCCAACGCCGAAUGGAAGCACGGUUCGGCUCCACGUCGACCUUUCUCAUCGCCAAAAGAUCCACCUGA